AAUGAAAAUUGAAUAUAUUCUUCAAACUAUAUUCAUCAUUGCGUUCUUAAAUCGUGCAGAUGGCCGAAAUACGAUUUUAUGCUUCGGUCACAGGGUGGAAGUGAAGUGCCUUAAAAACUUCGUACUUCGAAUAGAUUUUGUCUUCCAUGGAUAUGACCCUAGAGAAAAAGUUGUGUGCUCUGCUCAACCUAAAGAAAACAAGGAAUUAAGGUUAAGAGAUCAUUCCGCCAAAGAAUAUGUCCUAGAAAUGUGUCGUAUGAAAGAAACAUGUGCUUUAGAGUAUAAAAAGAAAACAUUUUCUAACACUGAAUAUCCUCCUUAUACUUAUAUUAUGGUUUUCUACACAUGUAUACCUGGCUACGUCGAAACCACCAUUCCAACAACUUUUAAAACUACAAAAUUUGUAAAUUUAAAAACAACUGCAAAUAUGAGCUCUCAAGAAUUUAACAAUGUUUCUGGAAGCCCAUCACUAUUUACAACUGAAGAAGACAAUAGAUCAACAAAAAUAAGACCUAUUUCUUCCCAAACUACGGCUGAAGCAGACGAAUCAAAACCUACUACACCACUAUCCGCAACGAAAAACACAUCAGAGAAACUCUCAACUGUUAAAACUACCGAUACACCGACCACUAAACAUCACAUAACGGUGAAAGAGUCUUAUACCGAAUGUCUAUCAAUUAGAAGUCAUGAUUUAUUUUGGGGAGGUGUCAACGUUUCUUUGUCGGAAAAAUUCAAAAUUAUCAAAGCCAUCUGUCCAGAUAAGAAAAAUCAAGCAGAACGGCUCUGCGUUUAUAAUGAAGGUUGGAAAAACCCAAACACUUCAAAAUGUAUUUCACCAGCCACUUCACGCCUAUUAGAUCAAUUAAAAAAAGAAAAUAUUCAAGCUGAUGAGGCUGCAUUGGAAAUUACGAAACAAACGGAUAAUGUUCAAUAUGCUGGUGAUAUUGAGGUCUUAUCGGAAAUUCUUGAGCGAAUAUCUUCGGAUGUUCAAGAUUCUUCCAACCAAUCAAUUGUUGAACAGAUCACAAUUGCAGUUACACAAUCUGUCAGCAAUUUGCUUGACGAAGAUAAGAAGAAUACUUGGAUGGAACUGUCUAAGAACAUGAAAAAUCAAAUUGCUAGUAAUUUAAUGCUUAGCGUUGAAAAUUCUGCAAUGAAAAGAGGAAAGUUUGUAGAUCAAUCUAAAAAGAUUAAUCCUAUUGUUACUGUCAAUUUAGAGAUUAAUAUCGUCCAAAAAAAUUCAUUUAUUGAAGAAUAUAAGUUUUUUCCUUCUACUUUAAAAGAUGAUUCGAUUAACAGCAAGGAUAUUAAUGAAAUAAUCGUUCCUCGAAAAGCAAUACCUGUUGCUAGUAUACAAGACGACACUUUUCCCAUUGUCUUUACUGAAUAUUCGAAUGUAGAAUCUUAUCUCUCACCAUCAUCUGGAGAGAGGGAUGCAUCCAAGAUAUUUGUUAAUAGUAAAGUUAUAGGAGCUGCACUUCCAAAAAAUUCCUCAAAGGAUUCGACAAGUUUAGAGAGCGAUAUUUUCUACAUUAUGCAAAAUAAAAAUACUUCAGAAAGUGGGAAAAUGUUGUGCUCUUUUUGGAAUUAUUCAACAUCAAAUUCUGGAGGAAGUUGGUCCGAAUAUGGAUGCUAUCAAGAUCACAAAAGUAGCAAUAAAACUCAUACAAAGUGUAGAUGCAAUCAUCUCACCAAUUUCGCAGUUUUAUUAGAUAUUUCGGAUGUUGAUUCAAAGCUCUCCGAAACUCAUCGAUUAAAUUUAAUGAUAAUAACUUAUGUUGGAUGUUCAAUUUCUAUAGUUUGCUUAUUUCUCUCAUUUGUAUGCUUUGUAGCUUUCAGACGAAAUUUGAGCAAACCAUCUUUAGGAUCAACAACAAAUCUCAUUAGAAUAAAUCUUACAUUUACUAUAAUGAUAGCUCAACUAAUUUUUUUAACAGGAAUCUCACGAACAAAUGAUCAGGUACCAUGUAUCAUCAUGGGAGGGCUUUUGUUUUACUUUUUAUUGUCUAGUUUCACAUGGAUGGGUCUUCAAGGUGUAGCUAUGUAUAUUGUUGCUGUGAGUGUUUUUGACACAACGUCAUCGUGCUUAAAAUAUAUAUUUCUAUUAAUUGGAUAUGGUUUCCCUAUUGUCAUUAUUGGAGUCACCGCAGGAUUUGAUCACACAGCUUUUAAGUCCGAUAAAUAUUGUUGGUUAAAUGAUCGAAUGAUUUGGGCUUUUAUAGUUCCUGUCUUGACAGUUAUAAUUAUAAAUUUUGUGAUGUUGUUCAUCGUCCUCUCUAAAAUCUAUGGCGUCAGUAAAGGAUCUAAUACCAAACGUGUGGAUGAUAAAGUUCAAAAGAAGCGAUACCUAUCAAUGGGUAAAGCGACUAUUUCGCUCCUAUUUGUUUUCGGUUUAGGAUGGGUGUUUGGAUUUUUAUACAUCUCUCGUGAUUUUGUUUGGGCCGCAUACGUGUUUACUGCUUUAAAUAGUUGCCAGGGUGCAGGCAUAUUUAUAUUUCAUUGUGCAAUGGAAAAGACAAUUCAAGACAGUUUUAGAAAUUGGUUACGCAGACAGGAGUGGAUAUCACAAGAAGGAAUCUUGCAGCAACAUUCAAAGAAAUUUCUACUGCCAAGUAACAUUACGGAAAGAAAUUCAACAUCAGUACAAGCUUCUGGUGAUGGAUACUUAUCACCUGAAAUGUGUAAUUCAUGUAAAAAGGAUCCAGGAAAUAUUCAUAAUUGUCUAUCAUGUUCUCAAGAUACCUUGGAUAUUUCUUCAGUAUCAGAUCAUAAAAUAACCCCUAUUUCUAGUUCUGAAUUGGAUUUGAACAAAACAUGCGAUCCUAUAUAUGAAAAAAUGCCGGAUACCAGUCAAGAAGAUUCAUUUAUAGAAAGCGAAAUUGAAGAAAACAUAAUUGAUGUAAAUAAAUAUAUCCUCUUGGAUAAGACUACACUCCAAGAGAGUAAUAUUGGCUGUCCUGCUAAAUCAAACGAGUUCGAUAAUGUGAAAUCUGGGCAGAAUGAUUUAAAUAAGACGCAAGUGAAUCCUAGUCUAAAUGUCUCUCUCCGCAACAUGAACUAUUCAAAUUCGCACAACACAAUGGAGUCGACACCAGCGAAUCUGACAGUGGGAUCUAACUCUAGUGUCGAUUCAAAGAUAAAAUUUUCAUAG
Molecule: messenger RNA, 3151 nt
Organism: Dimorphilus gyrociliatus
Lineage: Eukaryota; Metazoa; Annelida; Polychaeta; Dinophilidae
Source: the annotation of a GenBank genome assembly